Molecule: messenger RNA, 3001 nt
Organism: Pocillopora damicornis (cauliflower coral)
Lineage: Eukaryota; Metazoa; Cnidaria; Anthozoa; Scleractinia; Pocilloporidae
Biological process (GO): positive regulation of kinase activity; protein phosphorylation; multicellular organism development
Cellular component (GO): signaling receptor complex; plasma membrane
Molecular function (GO): transmembrane receptor protein tyrosine kinase activity; ATP binding
Source: RefSeq, a predicted model, not a curated record
AUGACAAGACAGACAACUAAAUUGAGGAACGUAAUCGUAGCUAAGAUGGUCUUUCGCAUCAUCAUCUGUUGUGUCUUGCUCUGCAUGUUUUCCCACUUAGCCUUCGUUGAAUGUGCAGGGUCUAUCAAAUAUUCUAGCACCGAAAUUUACAUCAAACGAGUUGAUGGAGGAAAUGUGGUAACAACCAUAGGUUCCGAUGUAACGCUGGAAUGGUCAUGUCGUGUUCGUGGGAAUCACUCAGUAGGUAUGCUGGCGUGGUCGCUUAAGUUACAUACAGUAACAGACAGGACGCGAAUUGCAUGGCUCUACUACAGUCCUGAAAGGUUCUGGAUUGGUAUCACGAAAUCAAUCCAUUACGGCAGACGAGUUAGAUGGACAGGCGAAGCGAGCCAAGGGAAGAUAUCCUUUGUGAUUCAAGAUGUAAGAAUCUCAGAUGCCCAGUCGUAUAAACUUUCUUGGAAAGUUAUACUUCCCUCCGGAAAUGGAUCAAGACAAGUGGUGAUGACACAGUCGAAGUUAAUGGUAACUGUGGCAGCGAAGUCAACAUACAAACCUUUACCUUCGCAUGUUGAUAUGCAGCCGAAAACCACUGGUAUUGUAUUGUCGACAAGCUCGCAAACUGCUGCUACCUUGGAUGAAGCUAACACUGAGGCGGCCCUUUUGUCAACCAAAGCCAUGGCGGUGAGUCCAAAGCGGUCAGACAUGGGUGAUCUUCCUCGUUCCAAAAAACCAGACCAUUUUGCCGCCUUGUUGAUUUUUACGAUAACUUCAGCAAUUGUAAUUGUCGUCCUUUCGGUAAUCAUUUUUGGGUUCUGCUGGAAAAUGCGGAAAGGAAAAGAUAAAGAGGAGCAAGGCCUUAAUCAGAGGCAAAGAGAGGUUGAAUUGACACAUGUACCCAGACCAGCACAGAUACAGGGAGAAGUUGAGGUGGAUACUAGAGCUGAACAAGAUGAGAAAGUCGAUACCUCCCCACCUACUUUGUUUCCACGAGCCCGUCGUUCGAGUCGGUGGGAGUUUCCAAAAACAAGACUGCAAAUUCGUGAGGUGUUUGGCCAGGGGGCAUUUGGACAGGUUGCUAAAGGACUGGCUUUACAAAUUGCUGGGAAGGCUAACUGGACAGAAGUGGCAGUGAAGAUGCUUAAAGAGGAUGCUGAGGAGUCGGACAGGCGAGACCUGUUGUCAGAGCUGUCAAUUAUGAAGAAACUCCCCCACCAUCGACAUGUCGUGACUCUUCUAGGCUGUGUCACCACAUCUGUUAAUCCUCUGGUGAUUGUGGAGUUCGCCUCCCAUGGCGAUUUGCUGGGCUAUCUUCUUAAAAGUCGAGGUCUUCCUGACACGUAUUAUAACACCUGUAAAAAACUGACCAGGGUCACCGCCAAGAAACUGAUGAUGUUUGCGUGGCAGAUUGCGAGUGGAAUGAACUUCCUUUGCGAAAAUAAGGUUGUUCAUCGUGAUUUAGCUGCCCGCAAUGUUCUGGUUGCAGAUGGCAAUGUUUGCAAAAUUACAGAUUUUGGAAUGGCCAGAGAUGUGCAAGGAAGUAACAUUUACACCAUGAAAGCCGGGGGGCGGAUACCAGCCAAAUGGACAGCUUACGAGGCUCUCUCGUAUGGCAUAUACACCACCCAGAGUGAUGUGUGGAGUUAUGGAAUCGUCUUGUAUGAAAUUUUCACUUUAGGUGGUGAGCCAUAUCCGGGAAUUAAGGCACGUGACAUCGCGAACUUACUAGAGAAGGGAUUCAGAAUGCGACGCCCAAAGCAACUGGAUAAGGAACUAUUUUCAGUCAUGUUUUCUUGUUGGAACGAAGAUCCUAAAAAGCGACCAACAUUUGGGACUUUGCAGGAGGCCUUGGAGAAAAUUGAAAAGGAACAAACGGGUUAUCUGAAUCUUCAGUCUUUUGUUGACUUCUCUUAUGUAAAUAUUUGCGAAGCAAGAAAAGUGAAAGAAGAGUCUAUCAUUUAGAGGCUGUAAGAUGAAAUACCUCUGGAUGCGAUGGCUUGUUUGCAGAAUUUAUUGUCAUUCCAGGAAGACUCCAUCCUUCAGAGUCUUUAAAAUGAUGGCUACUCUCUUGAUUAUAGCGUCUUGAGCUCUUUGUCAGUUAAAGACUCGUCAUUAUUUUCAGCUUACAAAGGUCAAUUACUUGCUUCAUUUUUUAAACGGAGAUCUGUUGUAAAGUUUUGUUGGGCAGCCAUGAAGUCGAGAGACUGCUUGCAGUCGACUACAAUUUUUUCAGCAGUAGUUUCUUCGCGAUUUGUGGGCCUGAAAAUUUUUAAGUACAACUUUCAUAAUCCGCGUCAAGCCUCUCCAUUCCUGACCAUCCCUUCUCGUUCAUGGUUUAUUUUCCAUAUUUUGUUAUUCAGCUAUCUUAAUGAAAUUAUAUUUUGUGGUUUCCAUCACGCUAAAAGUAAUUAUGCAUAACAAGUUUUAGGGCUCAGAUUUUUAAAUUUGAAAUUCUUAAUCCUCGUCAAUUUUCUCUAUCCCAGCCAUUUUAUUUCCUUAAUGAUUUUUUAUAUAUAAAGUUGUUUUUAUAUCUUACUGAACCAAUAUUUGUGAUUUCCUUCACGCUAAAACAUCGUGGUUUUCUCCAAAAUUGCGAGAUGUACUUUUGACACACGGGUAUACGUACUUACUUGAUACUUAUUUCCAUACAGGGUUUUGUAUUCCCCCGACUGAAAUAGCUUGCCAGUAGCUUUUUUAUACUUCGUAAAUUUUAGCAAGCAAUUUGUAAUUAAACUUUAUCGAUAUACUUACGUCCAGGAAGAGUCACUUCCCUAAAGACCACGCGCCCCAGCCAAAAUAUUUUUUAAAAAAUCUGGCUUGUCUGGUUGAAGAUUUAAAAUGUUAAUUUAAGCACAGUGUUAUCGUAUUAGACAGUAGUUGUUCGCUCUUUUAUCAUUAGAUAUAUUUUUAUAAAAUAUCUGAUUUUAGUUGAAAUAAUAGUCUUUCCGGUUGUUUGCUUAAAAUGAUAUCAAAGUGAAAUCAAUAAAUCAAGUAAAGAUUGUAA